AUGGACAUGCCUCACCUUAAUCUCCAUUCUGGUCCACUGUAUUUUUGCUGGUUUGGUGAUAACAGCUUCGGCGUGGUGAUGCUGGUGGUCAUCUCGGCACGCAAGGCCGUGCAUGUGAGCGAGACCAGCCAGAUCAGUCUGAAGCAAUGGUCAGAUGCCGUGGCAUUGUUCAAGGACCCCCACUUGGACGCACCAGAUGACUUGGUGCUGCGCUGGGCUCGUCUGGCCCUCUCCUGCACUGCCAUGCCUGCAGCCUCCCGCCCCUCCAUGAAUCAAGUGCUGGGAGAGCUGGUGAAGUUGAAGCAGGAGGCGUUUGGAGCACGCGAGAGCCAUGUGGGUGAGGCCAAAUCUCACACCGACAUGGAGCUUGGGAGUUCCAUUGGCUCCUCCAGCUUCACUGCUGAAAUGGCCCGUGCGGAGUGCGAAGGCAUGCCAAGUGGCUCUUCCACAUAA
Messenger RNA from Closterium sp. NIES-65, 453 nucleotides. NCBI's taxonomy places the organism in Eukaryota, Viridiplantae, Streptophyta, Zygnematophyceae, Desmidiales, Closteriaceae. The record is from the annotation of a GenBank genome assembly.